UUUUUGCAAUUAUUAUAUCUCCUUUCGUUCUUCACGGAGUUAAAUAUAAAAACUUUCUAUAAAACAUAAGCAGGCCUAUCAUAAAAUAUACGUAUUUUAUUAUUAAAAUAUUAAUAGCGAUACAAAGGAAUUGAGAUAUAAAAAUAUCUAAAGGAAUAGCAGAGUGAAACUUUGAUAGAAAUUUUAUCGUAACAAAAUAAAUAUCGCUCCUUUUUUUGAAAAAAUUUAAUAAAGACGUCAUUAUAUUUAUCUUUCUUUCUUUUUCUCGAUAUUCUCGUUUCAAUUUCACUUCUCGACGAAGAAGAAAAUGUCAAGGGGAAAGAAACUCAAAUAUCUUUUAAUAUCUUGACUGUUAUUUUUUUUUUUGUUCAGCUUCGUUAGAGCUGCUAAUUAAACGUUGGCUCAGUAUGCAAAAUAACGUACAAUACGUACGAUGCCGCCGCGAUGUAAACGCAAAUAUGCAUCUCAUGCCACGCCUGUUUUGUAGCACGCGGGAGCGCGCAACAAAGGAAAGUGCAAAUGGGAACUUACGAGCGACGGUGGGCUGAUUUAUUGCCGAAUUGACUAUUCAUCUCCUUCACCAGGAGAACCUCCGCGCGUAAGAAGUCUCGCGGUCAUUAGCCCGCACGGCAGAAACCCCGCCGUCUGAGUUAAGAAAAUGAGAAAAAAGGCAAACCUCUCCGCGCACGUUGCUCCCGUCGGUCGUCAAAGAGUUGGCGGGAAGAUUCGCAAUGGAGAUUUGAGGGGUCCGAACUGGUCUCCUCCCCUUGUUCAGGCCGUAUCAGACUCGCAUUUGGAACGGAGCUGACGAAUUCCCGGGACGAAAUUGACGCUAAGAAUGGACCGGAUGGUUGGCGGUUCUAAUUUACAGGAUCCAUGUCGCAAACUUGCUAUACAAAGGGAGGCAAAAGUGGCUCUUUAAACGAAAAGAAACUUCAAGAACUUUCUUUUUCGUGAUUUCUGCAAUACUUAAAUCAUUUGUUUAAAGGCUCAUGAAUAUUGCAGAGUUUAUUGCUGUUUAAAGAAGUCCUUGGCGGGAUCAAUGGUGGGCGUAGCCGGGAAGAGGAGAAGUGAUUUGCAAGCAUUUGCGCUUAAUUAACGAGCCUCUCCAUAUUCCUUGUAACUUUACACGUUAUUACUGGCACUAGAUAAAGAAUGAAAACAAAUGUGCAGAGUAUGAAACUUAUAUUUUAUUUUCAUUCGCGGAAUCUUUGAGACAAUAUUUCUAUUUAUCGAAAAUUUGAUUUAUACUAUUCGGCAUUAAAUAUUCUUGUAACAUAAUUUCUCAAAUCGAAAUUUCAUUAAUGUUUAUUUAGACAAAAAAUAAAUUUUUUUAUUUAAUUUAACGUAAGCUUUAAUAAAAUUUUUGUUUUUUAUAAUUGUUUAUAAAAACGCGAAGAAGACCUAUACGACAGAAUUCUAAGAAUUUUAAUAAAUUCUUUUUAAGAACUAAUAUAUCCUACGAAUCUAUAAAUUCAAAAAUGUAAUAUUUAAAUUACAAUGUUAGAAUUAUUACACGAGCAACAUAAAAUUUUGAUAAUAUUUAAUAAUAUAAUCCCUGGCUACGCUUUCCUUGAUGGUAAAAAAUCACUUCUUUAAUAUCUUCUACUAUAAUAUAAGGAUAUAAUCCUCCGCUGCACAAUUUUCUUUGCUUUAUAUUCAAAAAAGUUAUAUAUAACAUAAUUUAAUUUAACAAUUAAAUUUUAACACAGCAAGUCGAUAUUUUUAAAAAUGAUAGGAUAAUUUUAACUAUUGAGAGUGCAUCGGAAGGUUAAAAGAGUGCAUUAGAUUGAACUCGACGAACAUUGACGUGCGCGAUCCAAGGGGAACGCAUAUACCGUAGGCAAAAAAAAAUCGGGCUCGGGGAAUGAGAGAACGGCCGUACAAAAGGAAUUUAAUUGGCACUAGGCCGUGGAUCAUCGUAUAUGUCGCAAAUGUCGGGCUUGCUCGUUCAUUCGCGCGCGUGCGACGACGCGAGUCAUCGAUUGACGACCGUAAAAGCGAGCCGCACUUGGCACGGAAAUCUCUCGAUGUUUAAUUCUCGUUAUCCGUCCUUUCAUCCCAUUUCCGCUUCAUUCCCGUUUCCCGUCUCUUUGCUUUUCAUUUCUGCGGCGACGAUUGCGUUAACCGCCGUUCAGUGAUGGAUUUAGGCUUUAGAACUUCGCGAAACGUUCGAUUAAGACGGGAUCUUUUUUGAAUCACGAUGUAAAUAAAUAAUAGAAAGAUACCAUACGAAUCAAUAUAAAUUCGAAAACGUGAUUAGAGCAGAAUGGAAGAUUUAUUUCGACGAAAAUUCGGAGAAUUUAUUUUAGAAAAGCUCUAUAUAUAAAUAAAUAUUGUGUGAUUUAAUACACACAAUUAUUAUUUCUGAGAAUAAGUGUCUUGCGCGUAUUUGUUGAACAAAACUCGAUUUCUUGCUUCGCCAGUAAAUUCGAGCGAUUAUCGAAAGAGGAUAUCGUUAGAGUUUGCGAAAUCAAAGUGCUUUUAAAUCCAUCACUGAAUCUGUCCUCGCGAUUGUGUGUAAUAUUGCUCGCGCACACACUGUCACGCGCGGACGCGUAAUUCCGAAGACGGAAUCCUCCUUCGGCAAACUUUCUUCUAACCCUUCCCCCAUCCUCCCCCUCUCGCCCCGCCGAAUCGCGCGCGUUGAUCGUCUUCGUCGAGAGAGGGGACGGGCGAGGAUAUUCGCAUGCACGAUGCACUCUCGUGCGAAAGCUUCUGGCGCGGCUCCUUGAAAAGGGCGUCGAGAGGUCGAGGUCGACGCGCUCUGAUAAUAAAUGAUGUUUUAUCUCCUCGUGCGAUGCCCGGCGGAUAUAGGCAUGUCGACGGUGGGAAGAGGAGGGGGAGAAUUGUAACACGCCGAGGCGUCAAUCUGCUUUUUCGUUCGCGCAGGGUGCGACAAAUCACGCCGAGGCUGCAUUGUCUGGCCGCUAACGCAAGUACAGAAGAAGCUUCGACGAGACGUCGAUGGACAGCUGCAUAUUGGCUACCGUCGACGAGGGCAGCCGAAUCAGUGACUUGUCAGGCGAGUCUGCGAGGGACGGUAACGAGGUGGAAGUGACGUCAUUGGAGGAAGCCAAGUCGGUCAUAGCGGCACUCAGGGCGAGGCAACGGGCGCAGGCCCACCAGAUGCUCGCCUGGCGAAGGACCCUUAAAUUGCAGGAGGACCUGGUGGCCCGGCUGACGCGAGAGAAGGCCGAACAACUGCGGACGUUGUCAUCACAGCUUUUGCUAUUCGAGUCUAGACUCUGCAGGAAGCAGAAGGAGAUUGAAGCCAGUCUAAGUCAGCGAGAAUCCAUUAUUCUACGACAACAAAGGGUGAUUCGACAAUUACAGAACAGAUUAGCGGAAAGGAGCACAGGUACGAGAGAUUCGCCACCCUGCGACGCCCUAGACAGAUUGGAUAGUCUGGGUGAUAGCGACAGUGCUGUGGUGCUCGAGGAGACCGCCGACGAUCCUGCUCCACCGAGAUUUCGUUCUAAUAUCACUGAUGUGACUGUGAUCCGUUCCGUGUCUGAUGCGGUGGAGCCGUCAAACAAAUAUUCGUCGAUGCGACGAUGCAACGGUUUUCUCAGAAGACCGGAGAUCCUGGAAACCGUAUAUUCCGUGGAAGAGGAUGGCGACAGCGAGAAUAAUCAGGAUCCGUCCGAGUCGACGGAAAACUCAGAAUACGAAGAUAGGAGAGCGAAAAACUUGGGCAACGGAAAAGGCAGACUUCAGGAUCUUUAUGGCAGUUUCGAGAGGCUAGCACAAGAAGCGGAUUCUCCGCCUAGCGAAAGACCUAGAGAUGAAAGUCAGCAGGCUCAGGUAACGUAUAAUAGGGUAAUGAGCAACCACAGAUCCGUGACAAAGCCAAAAGAUGUGAAAUACAAGAGGAUAAACAAGGCAAAAUCGAAAAGUCUUGAAGAACUCAGAGGACGUCUUAGAAAUUGGGUCGAGAAAGGGAAUAAAAUAGCUAUAUCGCUGGAUCAGUCAUAUGCUUGAGCUUACUCUACUUCAUAUAUGAAAGUAUAUAAAUUAUUAUUUUACGAACGAGCAUAAUGUGACUGUUGUCAAAUAUGUAACGCUUAAAAGUUUAAUUUAAUCCGUAAGAUACGCGAUUAUUAAGGAAUGGACUUCGUAAAGUCGCUACAGUGUAUUUAAUUGAUGAAAUAUCAUUGUGCUCCAUGUGAUAUUUACUGUAGUAUCUUUUCACAUUAAUUAUGCACUUAGGUCAGAGAUGAACGAUUCGACGAGACUUGUGAUAUGAUUUUAUUGUAUACAAAGGCAUAGUUAGGAAGAAUUUAUUAUCUUGCAAAAAAGUAAUUAGCACUUAAGUGCCAUGGUGAAAAUUUGUAGUAUUAUGAUAUCGUGUAAAUAUUUAUGUGAAUAUUAUUUAUGAACUUACAUACAUACAGAAUAUUUUUCAGAAACAUUUAAUGAAUACACAGCAAGUUUUUUUUAUGAUCGAGCAUUUACUAAUAAAAUUUUUACAUUAUUUUUGAGUUGUAAAGUGAACAAAUAAGAUGAAAAUAAGAUUAGAUGCAUUGACGUAGCACAAUGUAAAAAGCAAAUAAUCAUGUAAGAUUAAAAAAUUUAGGAUGCUUCCACCAUGGUACUUAUGGAGUUAACAUAACUUAAAACGUGGCAUUUAUCUAUGGAUGAAUUUUCAAGAAAAUAUUUUCUAAUUAUUUUGUUUAUAGGCAACAUAAAACUUGUGUUUGUUUCCUCGUUCUAAAGUCAAACAAGAAGUACUUUAUGCAGUCUAAAUUUGAAGAGAGAGAUUUGAAUUACAAAUCUAUACACAAUUAAAUGUAUAUUUUUAAGCAAUGGCAAAAUUUAUUAUUAAUAUGGAAACGCGUGACGUACGUUUCUUUGAAUAUGCCUGAUGAUAUUAAAAUAAGAUAAAUUUUUACCGUUUAAUGGUACUUGUUAAUUAUUACAUCCUUGAUCAACAGAUCUAUUAUGUCACGUUUUGCUAUCAAAAAUUUAAAACUAACUAAAUAAAUUUUUUUCCUUUUUAAAAAAAAUUUAUUCGGAAAUAUUAUACUCCGAUUUUUCUAUCAGAUAGGGCCAAGAAUCAAUUAAUCAAAUUAAUCAACAUUUUUAAUUUAACAAAAAAUCUUGAACGAAAUCGCCCUGUUUAAUGAUAAAUAUUACAUAAAAGGCAAUAUAAAAUGAAUUAGACUUAUUUUUUAAAAUGUUAUACAAAAUAUAUACAACUAGAAAUACACGUAUACAAUCUAUACAAACUUAAUGUUCUUGUUAAUCUAUUUAAACAGAUGUUAUUUUCUGUGCCUAUAUUUCUACAAACAAAAAAAUAUAUACAUAUAUCUAUGUAAAAUCAUAUAUAAAUUUUUAUCUUGAUAUUGAUUCGAUAUCUUAAAUAAACAUGAUAAUCAGAUUGUAUGAAGCAAAAUACUUGAUAUUUUUAGUAAAACUUCUGCAUAUAAAAUAUAAAAGUUUCUAUCUAAUGUGCUUUGCAUUGAUCCAAAAAGCUUAUAUCUGCAAUUAAAAUAUAAUUGCUCAAUUACUGAAAACUUACACAUAAUUUUUAUUUCAAAAUCUCGAUAAAGGAAAAAAAAAUGUUAAAAAAUAUAAUAUAACUUAAAAACACUCCUGUAUUUCUAUAAAAAUAAAAUUUUAUAAAAUUUAGAGAGAAAGAGAAGGAGAAAAUAUAUAUAUUCUAUUGUAUAAAUUUCAUAAAAAUUGUAAAACAUGUAAUUUUAUAUUAAAUAUAAAUUCUGAUGUACGUGUGUGUAUACUUUGUAUGUGAAUAUACUGAUCGAGUGGCUACAAUUUAUAAUAAAUAUCUUCGUAAUCGCACUAUAAUAUUGUUACAUGCACAUGCAUUUUACCGUUUUUUUUCAUAAAAUAAGGAAGAACACGCUCGGAAAUAUUAACUCUAUGCAAAUCGCUUGUGAUACAAAUGAAUUCUCCACUUUGGAUGGCAUUUAUUUUGCUAUUUUAUUAUUAUUGUAUUAUACUUUCGAGCAGACAGGUAUAAGAAAGCUAUCGACAAUCCAUAUUUUUGCAAAAUAAAAGAAAAGGAGAAAGAGUACGAAUGUUUUUGUGGCAAUACUUUUGUAAAUAAUUGUGAAUAUAAUGUGUGGGUGUGUGCAUUGUGUAUGUGUUUGUCUGAAUAUAUAGAUUCUACAAUAUAAUUAUAUAGACUUAUAUUAUUGAAAAAAUAAAUUGUAAUAAUAAUAUUAUAUUGAGUUUUAUGUUCCUGUUAGACUGAUUAACAGUCAUUGAGAGAUCUCGUGCAUAAUAUAGUUGCACGUAUAUUAUAGAUACAUAUAACAGAAAGAAUAUGAAAAUAUAUAUGUAUAAAUAUAUGAAAUAUAUAAAAUAUAUGUCAAAGUGUGUAAUGUAAUAUCACAUCUGUUUAUUGAUGCGAAAGAGAUGAAAUCUGAGAUGCGCAAAUGAUGUGAAAUUAAAUGUCACAUCGGCUUAUAUCACCAUGAGUAUAAACGUGCAAUGGUGCCCAAGUAUAGAAAAAAAAAGAAAUCGACCAUUAUUUUAAUUUAUAUAAAAUAAUGUGACGUGUAUACUGUCGCUUUACUAGAAAAUGAGUAGAUUGCUAUUAAUAUUUCUGUCAUGCAAUUAUUUUAAUUAUUAUUAAAUCUCCCAAAUAUAAAUUAUGUCGAUGGAA
Molecule: messenger RNA, 6634 nt
Organism: Cataglyphis hispanica
Lineage: Eukaryota; Metazoa; Arthropoda; Insecta; Hymenoptera; Formicidae
Exons: 5
Coding region: 2968-3984 (338 amino acids)
Source: RefSeq, a predicted model, not a curated record